Chlamydomonas reinhardtii is the source of this 1740-nucleotide messenger RNA. RefSeq lists its product as uncharacterized. NCBI's taxonomy places the organism in Eukaryota, Viridiplantae, Chlorophyta, Chlorophyceae, Chlamydomonadales, Chlamydomonadaceae. Bases 272 to 748 code for a protein of 158 amino acids. The transcript is spliced from 3 exons. The record is from RefSeq and is a predicted model, not a curated record.
CUCAGCAGAUACCCAGCAGAAAACCUCUUCAGUUCAUAGUGACGUUAAUAGUCACGAUACCGUCAAUGAAGCGAUCGCUAAUAUUACUUACAAUUGUUUCCUUUUCACUCGGCGUAAAAUUCGGACCCCAGCGCGCGCUGCAGCAGAGGAGCGGGAAUCAGUGGAGAGCGCAGCAGGGCCAGGGGCAGACGAGGCAGUUGAGGACGCCGUGCCCCUGCCGCCGGCCGUGCGAUAUCCCUACCCGUGCGAUUCAGCCACCACAGCAUUGGCCAUGCGCCGCUUUGAGCGGGUGCUCCUCGGCUGUGCGCGAGAGCCGGCCGCUGCGGCGGAUGGUAUGUCAGCCAGCAGCGGCACCGGCGGCGCGGCCGCCAGCAGCAGCAGCAGUGCGCCUGGUAGCAGCAGCAGCGGCGGGGCUGGGCGAGGCAUGUGCCUGCAGUUGGUGUCGCCGCUGCCUGUGGGCCAGCGGUGCGCGUGCGGCCAGCCAUACGAAGCGCGCAAGGUGCCCGUAAUGACCACGGUGUAUGGCCCGGACACCAUCUUCCCUGUGCGUGCCCAGCAGCUCUACGAGCUGCACUCUGGCUGCUGUGCGUGCCGGGGCUGCGUGGUGGCGUACAAUGGCGUGCAGGAUAGGCUGUUCCGCUACAGCAGCCGCUCCUUCCUCAGUCUCCGCCACUUGUACAACUUUGUGGACCAGCUCAUCGGCAGCGGCAUCAAUGUGGAGGCCUACGUCAACUCGCAGCGGCUUUGAGGCCGCGCCCCUUAGUGACGCCAUCGGCAUGCGUGCGCACAAGCGUGCGCACAAGCGUGUGGAUCGGUGCUGGUGCUCGGAGAAGAAGGGGAGUGCGGCGGUGCGGGGCUUCAGCAGCGCUCUGCGGGGCGAUGGCAGGGACGUGUACGGUCAGAGCGUACCGAGCUGGGUGGCAGCGGCGGACAGCGCCAAGCAGCACAGCUCGCCAGCGGCACUGGGCGCCUUGAAUGAGAGCGUACCGGAGGCCGACCGCAGUGCCAGCCUUACCGUCGUGUUCAUGCGCGUUGUCUCAGGCGCCGCUAAUGCUGUGGGUGGCGCCCAGGCUCCUCGGCUCGCGGUCGCCUGGUCGAUUGCAUGGCCAGCACAGCACCGACGAAUGCGUAUCUGCCGCGCGUGUACACCACGGCCGCCAGUGCGUGCGCGGAUGUGGUCGAGAGCCAGCAGCACCACCAGCCGCAUACAAUCGCACCGGCGCUGGGCACCCAGCCGAAGGUGGUGGCGGACGGCGCGCCUGUCCUGUUGGAGGCGCUUGCUGUGCUUAAACGGCAUGCACCACUCGUUACGGCCGAUGCCAUGCGGCCUGUUGCCACGGUGCUGCGCAAGCUGUGCCAGCUGGCGAUCUUGUGCAGGUCGGGGUUUGAUGGCAGGCCGUGUGUCAGCUUGCCUGGCCCGGCAUCAGCAGAGACAGAUGAGUGCCUGCGCUCAGCACACUGGUGCGGGCUUUGGGUUUGUGCGGCCACGGUAUGAGUCGGGCAUGGACAAGAGAAGCGGGCUGGCGGGGGUGGAUCCUGCACGCACAACUUCAGCGCGCGGGGCCCACGGACUGGCGGGAUCUUCACCGUGUUUUGUGAGCAUGGGGUGUGCUAUGCAUCCUUUAUGCUGCCGUGCGCGGAAGGGCGGAAUGAGAUGUACAGCUGGAUGGUGUCGUACCUAGAGCGCGCGCCAGUGGUGGUGGUCUACGACUUUGCAUGCAGCCUGCACGACUACUGCGU